AUGUACUUGGGAGCGCGCGCAAGUGGCGGCAACUCAGGCCGCCGCGGCGAUCGCCUCGGCCAUCGUAUCGACCCCACGCUGCUGCCCACCGUAUCGCUCCCUCAUUGGUGCGCUGCAAGUCUAAGAAACCGGUCAGGGGGAUUGCUGGGGACGGCUUUUUUGGGACGCGAUGGAACCCCUAUGGGGAUGAGCGUGGGAAUGGGAAUGGGCAGCGGCGCUGGCAGUGGUGGUGGUGCAGCAGGUGGCCUCAGCGCCGUCUCGGGCCUUGGGGGCAGCGACUCUGCCGCUGAUUCGCACGCCGGUCUCGACAACACCGGCCACUAUGAUAUCAAGGUGCUCCAACAGAAAGCCCAAAUGGCUGAGAUCAAGAGGACUCAGCAGGAAGAGGAGUUGCGAGAAAAUCAUCCCCUCUUUGAUCGUCCUCUUUUCACGCUUGGCCGACAGAGCCGACUGCGACGGUUUUGCAGCCUCGUCGUUAGAGCUCGACACAAGGCCUCCAGAUCGAGUAGCGGCAAUGACAGUAAUGGAGGCAGCAUUCAUAAGAUUCUGGGCUUCGUCACGUAUCUGGACUGGACGAUGCUAACGAUCACAAUUCUCUCUUGUAUUUCAAUGUCACUGGAGACGCCUCAUCGGCGCCUCAUGAAUGCGCCAGAGCUUAAGAUUGGCGAAUACAUUUUCUUUGUUGGAAUGACAAUUGAGCUUGCCCUAAAGAUUUUAGCUGAUGGCUUUAUCUUUACUCCAAAUGCGCUGCUAAGGGACUUCGGUGGAUUUUUGGAUAUUUUUACCUACAUUGUGAGCUUGACGUUUGUGAGCUACUUUAUGCGAGUGGAGAAGCUGGGACCGGGUUCGGUAGGCCAGCUCUUCAUGGUGUUGCGGUGCCUCAGGCCGCUACGCAUCUUCUGCCUCGUUCCACAGAUGCGACGAGUUGUCUAUGAACUGGUGCGUGGUUUCCGGGAGAUCCUCAUGGUUACAGUGCUUCUCGUGGUAUUCAUCUUCAUUUUCGCCGUCUAUGGAGUGCAUAUGUUCGGCGGACGUCUGGCCAUUUGCAAUGACCGAACAAUUACCCGCAAAGAGGAUUGCAAAGGCGUCUUCCACCGGGAGCUGUCUGUGACGCGGAUGAAGAGUUUCAAGGGAUCCGCACCGAAAUUCCUGGUUCCCCGAGUGUGGGCCAAUCCCCGGAACUUCAACUUCGACAACAUCGGAAAUGCUAUUCUAGCUCUCUUUGAGGUGCUUUCGUUGGAAGGAUGGGUGGAGAUCAGAGACGUGAUCAAAGCUCGUAUCGGUCCGACUCACGUCGUGUACAUUCACCUCUUCGUGUUUGUCGGCUGCCUAAUCGGACUAACGCUGUUUGUCGGUGUGGGUACUGCUUUGCUGACCGUUGACCAACGGCGUUGGCUGGAUUUAAAGGGAAGAAUCAAAUUAACCCAGCCCCUGCACAUACCACCCCGGCCAAAACUUCGGCCGGAGCCAGGUCAGAUGCCGAUAUCCAGCGAAACAACAUUUCUGCGAUUUAGGUGCCUGAUCUACGACAUCACACAGCACAUUGCCUUCAAAAGGGCCUUUGCUCUACUGGUUCUCUUCAACAGUGCUCUACUCUUCUUCCCUUUUAACGAGCGUGGAGCGGAGGCCAAUCCCUGGGUGAAGAUACGCUAUCGGGUGCAGGUCACAUUAGCCAUGAUAUUCACCUUCCUCUUCUGCGUGGAAUGUGUAAUGAAAAUAAUUGCACUCACUUUCAAUGGCUACUGGCAGUCAAAGCGAAACCGAUUUGAUAUGUUUGUCUCCACCCUCGGUCUCAUUUGGAUUGUUCUUCACUUCAGUCUACGUUCAACACCGGUCACUCUAAAAAUGCUCAUGCUCACUGUGACGAUGUCCAUCUACAAGUCGCUCUUCAUUUUGACAAGUAUGGUCGUCCUGAUGCUGGUUUAUGGCCUAAUGGGGGUCGUGCUUUUCGGCUCCGUGAAGUUCGGUGAUAAUCUUGGCCGUCAUGCCAACUUUCACAACGCCUUUCGAGCUAUCAUCCUGCUCUCUCGAAUCGUCACAGGAGAAGAUUGGAAUAAAAUUAUGCAUGACUGUAUGAUUCAACCACCUUUCUGCAUUGUGAAAGAAACCUUUUGGGAGACUAAUUGUGGCAAUGCACAGGCGUCUCUCGCCUACUUCUGCUCAUUCUACGUUAUCAUUACCUAUGUCAUGCUUAAUGUUCUUGUCGCCAUCAUCAUGGAAAACUUCUCGCUAUUCUACUCGAAUGACGAGGAUGCCAUAAUGAGCUACAAUGACAUACGCAACUUUCAACAAGCGUGGAAUAUCAUUGAUGUAAACCGAAAGGGUAUGGUAAAAGCUUAUUACGUUCGUUUCCUUCUUCGUCUCAUUCCUCGUGAAAGGGUUGGCUUCGACCUAUCCAAAAAGCGUGACAAGCAGCUGUUCAAAGAAAUGUGCUACGAGGUGGAAACUCUGCGUGGCGGUCGCGACAAAGAAGUCAGUUUCCACGAUGUCUUGAUGGUCCUUGCCUACCGGACGGUGGAUAUCACAAAGACACUCCAACUGGAGGAAUUGAUUGCACGCGAGGACCUAGAAUACGCCAUUGAGGAAGAAGUUGCAAGACAAACCAUUGCGACAUGGAUUGAACGCUGCAUAUUUAGAAAGCGUCAAAAACACGGUCAUCUUCAUUUUUCCAUGCACUCUGGAUCAGACCGUCCAACUAGCGGUCAGUCUUUUGAUGAUACAAAUAAGGAGAUCUCCACCCCGAAAGCUGACUUUGCCAAGUCUUCCAUUCGAACACGUCCAUCCAAAAUUAAAUUCAGCCGUGACGAACUCAAUGCUCGAACGGAGAGCGUCGACAUUCCCCCCUCGGCAUCAACAACUAAUCAGAGUCCCCCCACAACACCGACACUGCAACCGAUCCUCUCGCCUGUCGCGACCACCACCCGAGCUACCGAUACUGCGGUCGCACGAAUGGCGGGUUUCCAGGACACCUGCGAAGCGCGAGGACGCGUGAAUGGCCGUCUGGACACCAAGCCCCUGAAAUCUGAUACGCACAUCCCAGAUGGUUUGUUGUCAAACAGCAUCGGUAAUAAGGCGGGAGGAAGCAGUCUCCUGCCCCCGCCAGCCUCUCCUGCCUCACCUUCAUUGACUUUUGUUGAUUCGUGUACGAAAUCCAAGCAGGCAUCCUCGAACACGUCGAGCAUGAAUCCACCUGAAACGGAGCUUCACAAGGGGUUUAGGGUUGCCGGUUCCAGUGGCAACUUUUUACGACGUCGAAGCAUGCGGGCCUCAAAAACCCACACUUCGCUCUUCUCAGGUGUAGUCGAGGAUUCUGAUCAAUUACCGCGACUUUCAUUAUUUUCUGGCUCCGGAAUGCCAGCCAUUCAAGAGGCGGGUACGGGUCAAAUGAAGAAUUCGUCAAUCGAACUUAUCGAAUUAAACACUACCUCACCCAGCCUCUCGAUUCCUACCGGAGAUAAGCAGUUUCUUGAUUCAGGUGCUAGUUCCCUGUCGGAGCAGGCUGGUGAGAUUUUAGAAAAGUCUGGACAGAGUGAAAGCACUCGAAUCUCGCCAAGUUGUGAAAAGCGAUCUGCAGUGAAGAGUUUGACCGAUAAACACCCUGAAAUGACUGCUUUCACGCAGAACGUUCAAACUUCUUGCCAGGAUGUGAAGUCUUGGUGGAUGCAGCAAAUUCACCCUGAUCUGCCUCCAGCCACUACAACUUCCACCAACGAUAGUCUCGAAAAAAUUGCAGGGGGAGCGUGGGAUGGAAGUAUGGAAUCUUUCCUGCCAUCGGUGGUGGUAACAAGCCGGCAGCCUUUAGCGAGCCGCAUCCGUCGGAGAGCACAUUAUGAAGGGAGCAUUAACAAGAGACAAGAAUCUAUCUCCUUUGGAGGUGGAAAGAGACGAUUUCUUAAUGACCCUGUAGCAUAG
Messenger RNA from Echinococcus granulosus, 3912 nucleotides. RefSeq names its product Sodium leak channel non-selective protein. Gene Ontology annotation, biological process: monoatomic ion transport; transmembrane transport. The coding region runs from base 1 to 3912 and encodes 1303 amino acids. Lineage: Eukaryota; Metazoa; Platyhelminthes; Cestoda; Cyclophyllidea; Taeniidae. Gene Ontology annotation, cellular component: membrane. The transcript has 18 exons. The record is from RefSeq and is a predicted model, not a curated record. Gene Ontology annotation, molecular function: monoatomic cation channel activity.